Messenger RNA from Myiozetetes cayanensis, 2247 nucleotides. RefSeq names its product chromosome unknown C18orf63 homolog (gene CUNH18orf63). The transcript has 13 exons. NCBI's taxonomy places the organism in Eukaryota, Metazoa, Chordata, Aves, Passeriformes, Tyrannidae. The record is from RefSeq and is a predicted model, not a curated record. Bases 1 to 2217 code for a protein of 738 amino acids.
AUGAAUAAGACCAGGCACCAGUCUCUGUUCUUUGUCAGUCUGCCAGAGCUGCAAAAACUCUGUGCUGCUACAGUAACACUGAGCUCUCAGAUACCAGAAGCUGAGACAAGGAGUACACAGAUAAAGGUUUGCAGAGAGCUGUUAUUCCUGUAUCAAGAGGUCCUUUCUGCACCUGUUAUUGGAACACUGAAUCAAAUGUCAGUUGUAAUGGCGAUACCAUUUUACAACUCAGGAAUAUUUCAAGCCUAUGUAGAGAGACAAGGAGCUACUCUGGAAGCACCACAAACAGUUACUCCAGCCAUUCUCCAAACCUGUCUCUCCUAUACACUUACAGCCAGACUUGCACCCAAAUGGAACAAGGCUGGCCAUCUCUUGGUGCAAGGAAAAGACUUUCUGUCUCAUUCAGGAAAGCAAAAUGCUGUUGUUUUAGACCUCAGUGUGUCAGAGAGACAGCUUUGCAUCAGUGUGGAAGCUUGCUCUAUUCGGUUGCCACCCCCUGAGCUGGGAGAUUUCGAUAUUUCAGAAAACACUGUAAAGCUGUUUAACAGCAAUGAAAAUACAGUCAUUCAACAACAUUCCAUAUUAAGUAACUGGUGCUAUGUUUUGCCAAGCAUGAAAAUGGGUCAGAUCAUAAACAUCAGCCAUAUAAUUCCUCCAGAAUCUCCUUUCCGUUCAUAUAAAGAAUUUCAGAUGCACUGGAAGAGUUUGUAUGGAUAUAUUCUUCCUGAGGAUCUUGAAGAGACAAAAAUAUAUUUGAGUGUUUACUUCAAACCAAUAGGGGAAAGGUUCUUCACGUAUCCUUUAAGUUGCGUUCGAAGUCAGCCGGUGCAGUAUUUCCCCAGAACAGAUGCAGAAAGUGUAGUGAACUCUUUUGUUUCUGACAUGAAGAGCAAUCUUUCACAACUGUGUGGAUUCCCAGUGAAGAUGACAAGUAAAGCACUUUAUGCUGCACAAGAACUCUCCAGGGCUCCGGUGGGUGAAAUAAAAUCUAAACAUAUGAAAUUGGAUGGUGAGAUGGUUUGUGUAGUAUCUCUAACGCAGGCUCCUCCACCAAGGAAACCGACUUUGCCUAGAAUUCCUUCACCGUGCAGUACGGAAAACAGCCACUGGAUGGAGCGUUUGAUCAAAGAGCCAGAAACCCGCAGUAUUUCGAGUAGCGGCGAGGGCACAGGAGAGGUUAGCGUUGAAGAGACAGAGAAAUCAGUGAAUAACAAGCAAAUAUCAGGAGUAACGGAGUCACCAGCUGCGAAAUCUUUAGGAAUACCCGUAAACUCAACCUUUGAGCUCCUUCCCCCAAAAGUCAGCAAAAUUAUACCAAUUUUCAAAGGAAAGUUGAUGCAAAUGAAUGGGAAGGCCACAAAUCAAACGGAUAGGAAGAAAAGGGAAAAUGCUGAAAGACUAAUAAAAGUUACGGGUGCUUCAUCUUCUAUGCUGACUGUUCACAAGUCCAGCAUAACUCAGGUUUUCAAACAAGUUCAAAAUCUGCCAGUCAAAAAUCCUACUGACAGCAGCAUGAUGAAAACAAAAACAGGCACAAAACACAGUGCACCCAUAUUUCGAUGGAAAACAGAGUCUGGUGGACAAAUUACUAAUUCUGAUUUUUUGGAAAACUCUGCUUCAGGUGGGAAUCCAAGUGAAGUCAAUCAUAAAAAGGCAAAUUCUCCCUUCUUUCUUAAGAAUGUUGAGCCAGUGCUUCAGAAAUCCAACACCAAUCUGAGUCUGAAAGCACAUGCAUCUCCUACUUCCAGUGCAAGAAGGGGAAAAAAGUUUGCAAGUCAAAAUUCCCCGCAAGUUCUUAAGGAACAACACCAGUCAGAGGAAUUGCAUUCACAGAUUUGUAAAUUAGACAAUGAAAUUAAAAAUUCCAGUUUAUCACUGCAACAAACAAAGAGAUCAAAUAAAGGAGUGGGAUUAAAUAUUCAUGAAUCUGUCUUCAAAGAUAUAGUUUGCGUCGCCAAAAGUGAAGAAAAUAAAGCAUCAUGCCAUUCUAAGGACUAUGUCGCUAAGACAACCAGUCAUCAUUCCAAAUCUAACUUUGAACAGAUGAUUACGGGGAACAAGCAUCUGACAUGCGAAACACUGACCUCAGAACUGACUUGGUCAGUCAAGGACAGCAAUAUGGAAGCAUCUGUAAAGAAAGGUUGUGCCAGAAGAAGACAGAAAGAAGAAGGUUAUUCGAAACUAAGGAAAGUCAAAAGAAGUAAACCUUCUACUUAGGAUGUUCUGGAGUACUGAGAGAAAACUCUG